Molecule: messenger RNA, 1315 nt
Organism: Plasmopara halstedii
Lineage: Eukaryota; Oomycota; Peronosporomycetes; Peronosporales; Peronosporaceae
Exons: 1
Coding region: 172-474 (100 amino acids)
Source: RefSeq, a predicted model, not a curated record
CCGUUUCAAAGUUUUGAGUUUUGAUUCCAGGUCUUGAGAUGCUGAGCUAAAUAGUAUUUGUGAUUCAAUCAAACAAGUCCGAGAUUUUGCACUUCCGCUGAGAUAAUGUAAAGGCUUGAGCCAAUUGUUGACUUAGAACAGGACGUUUUAAAACAACACUUCACUUGUUCUAUGUGCACGAUCAUUUUCUUGAAUAGCUUUACGUUACAUAUGGUACAACUACAUAUUUAUGACGAGAAUAGUUUAAGGUGUAAACCAACGCUUUUGAAGACGAAGGAUAGCGUAUGUUUGCUCGAAGGAAUAGCCUGCCGGGUGCACCUGAUGUACAAUAACAUGCUUUUCUUGACAAGUUUGGUUGCCUUAUCCGCAGGAACAGAUUUUUUUGCCUAUCGCCCGAAGCGAGAGAUUACGAUUGGAAGCACAAAAAAAGUUAGCUUUGUUACCAGUUCGGUUCAAGCAACUUAUAAAUCGUAAUGUUUGCCUAUAGGCUAUGGUCACCGAAAAUUAUCGACAUAACAAUGUCAAAUGUUGGGUGACGAUGGUGCAAAAAAUAGAUUCGAUAUGACAAAGUGAACUUUGUCAAAAUUGGUAGAUAGACUGCUGGCCCAGGACUUGCUUUCAAUCACUUAACCUUCGUCGAAAGCAUGAUAGUAGGCUGCUUUUUAAGGCCACAAAUGGAUCGGAAGUUCUGCAGCGCUUUUGUAUAGAAAAUUAAUGUCAUCGUAUUCAUGAUCAGUAACAAAUCGCUGAGAAUUCACUUGUUGUGCUCUAAGUUCGUCACCGAAGUAAUUCUCAGAGCUCAAAAGCCCACAAGUUUCGAAUGAUACACAAGAAAGGAGGUAUCCCUAUCCAAGAAUGAUAGCCACAAGAAAAGAGAGAUCUCUAUCCAAGUAAUCUUCGAAACUUGUUUUGCAUAUUCAGUGGCAUCGACGUGUUUAUACAGAAGCCAAAGCCAUGCGCGCUCUUAUUGUGCGAUUAGCGACAUGAGUGGAUUUUUGCAGCAUUAUUGGCUUUCCAAGGAUGCUGCAAGUGGCACAUUUACUACUACUGAUGUGAAAUAUUCUUGCGUACCUUCCAAACCAAUAUAUGUAAUGAGGUGCGUAUCAUAUUGUCGUGAGCUCACUAUCUAUUCCGAGGUACGAAAACAAGUGCCAUAAUGAAGAUCAAAAUUACGACGGAUGAGGAAAAGAUAGGAAUUCGUGAAGAAGCUGGUGGCGCACUACAUAUGGCUGGCUGUAUGUUUAUGAUUUAAAAGUACUUUUGUAUGGGCUGAUUAUAUAUAAUCAUAUGAUUUAUUUUUGAUCAAAAAUCCUUU